CUUGCCGUUUUUACCCAGCCUGCUCCGCGCGGCGGUUCCCGGAAGUGGCCCUUGCCUGCUAGGUAAUCGGGGCGUUUAUGUGGCUGUUCUUGGUGGUUUGGCGACCUCGACACUAGGGGACGGAAAUCAGAGGGUCGAGGGCGGGCCGUGCUGGCAACAUGGCCGGGAGUCAGGACAUGUUCGAUGCCAUCGUGAUGGCGGAUGAGAGAUUCCAUGGGGAAGGCUUUCAGGAAGGCUAUGAAGAAGGCAGUAGUCUGGGUAUACUUGAAGGAAGACAGUACGGAACGGAGCAUGGAGCCAGAAUUGCAUCUGAGAUCGGGUGCUACCAGGGCUUUGCUCUUGCUUGGAAGUGUCUGCUGCACAGCAGUGCUGGCGAGAAAGACAGCAGAAAGAUGAAGGUUGUGGAGGCACUGAUUGGCAUGAUCGAGAAGUUCCCCUAUGAUGACCCCACUUACGAUAAGCUGCAUGAAGACCUAGACAAAAUCAGAGGAAAAUUCAAGCAGGAUGAAGAGGUGAAUGAGAAGUUCUGCCUCCUACUAGGACCUUCCUCACAGCACUGCAUCUUCAAUACGAGCAGAACAGGCCACACUUCUCUCACCAUCUGGGGCUGGCAGUAAGUGGCAAACCUCAGGCUUCCUGAAGCUCAGCUGGCUGAACGGUGAAUUUCCUGGGGCCAUUGUCUAGAUGUCCUCUCAUCCACAGCCACACCAGUUGAGCAGAUGGAGGCAAAAACAGAUUCAGUGAAAAAGGACUCAUGUGGGGAGGUGUGGGAGAGGCAGUGACCCAAGGAAAGCUCCACACUGGGCCUGUCUCUCCCGAAGCAGAUGCAGCCUUCAGAGAGCCACGAGCCAGGGCGCUCAGCUGUCUGAGAAGAUAGUAGGGAAGACGUGUACCCCGAGCAGGCAGUCCUGCCAGAUGUAGAGGUCUGAGGGAAAAACAGAGCUUGUUGCUGGGUCGCCCUUGCCCGUUGCUGGUGAGGGCACCUAGCCUAUUGCUGCUGCCCUUCACUGACCUCAGACUCUGGCUUGUGCACUCUUCCAACAUGGACUAAAGACCAGGCAAUCCUCCAGGCCUUCAAGCCCCGAUUGGGACUGCUGAGGCCUCUCAGCCUCUCCAGCAUGCAGACAGCCAUCGUUGGCACUGCCCAGCCUGUAUCCUGUAAGCCAGUCUAAAAAACUCCUUUUGUAAUACAGGUUUACUCGGCUGUCCUGUCCUUGACCGACGUAGGAGUCAACCUGAAGUUGACCACAUUAACUGCCAGGGGUGCUCAUCCCAGUGUCCCUGGAUGUUGACGACAGAACUGAUGAGCAAAGCAGGAAACAAGUGAGGUGGUGAGAGAGAAACAUGACACUCUGCCCAGUGUCUCAUGGGACCCUAGAAGCCUGAUGGUUAGGAACUAGCCACCAGAGGUCAGUGGCCAUGGUUUAGCUAGGACCUCAGGUAAUUUUCCAAGAUGGAAAGUCACUCCUUGCUGAUCACCUUCCCCACACAGCUGCUGACUCCUCAGCAGGCUGACCUCUUUCUAUGUGCCUUGCAGGGCCCUGCCCCUCAUUGCUUUCAGCUGAUCAUCCAGGCUAUGGGUUGCAGACUUGGAGGGGAUUUCUGUCUUAGGUUCUUCCUGGACAGAACACUUGUCUUCCCCCACUGGAGAGUGUUCAUGAACCUGGAGACCCCAAGUACCCUCUGCAUGUCAUGGACCUGAAGACUUAGGGAGUUCUGAUCCCAUUCUUCUUGCAGGGGGCAUAGUGGACCUUGCUGUUGCCAGUGGAUAUGUACCUCUGAAACAGGAGCUCACAAGACUGCCCUCAAGAGCUCCAGGAGACCUACUAGUAGAAUUAUGUCCCCAAAAGAAGUCUCAAAGUCAGGGUGCCCUGCACGUGUGAGUGUGGCAUGCUUUGGAAGCAGGGCCUUUGCAGAUCCCGGCAAGCUGAAAGUUCCAUUCGGGAUGUACCGGAGGGAAGACCCUCCAUCCAGCAUGGCCGGGUCCUUUCAUACUUAGAUGCUGAGAAGUGAGUGGCUGGAGGAGGAAGCCACCAGGAGCUCCACACACAGACCCAGGGGAGCCAGUGGAGACAGACGGAGGUUGAGACCCAGGUUGUGUAGACAUGAGCAAGGGGUGCCAAGUGAGAGGGAAUAGGAAGUUAGGGUGACUGGACCCCUGAAAGCAAAACAGACAGGAAAGUUUGCACUUGCUAGAAAUCAAGAAUGACCUGACUUCUUAUCUCUUUCCUAAUUCCCUAGACCUGUUUUUCCACAGACAA
Molecule: messenger RNA, 2261 nt
Organism: Jaculus jaculus (lesser Egyptian jerboa)
Lineage: Eukaryota; Metazoa; Chordata; Mammalia; Rodentia; Dipodidae
Gene: Lto1
Product: LTO1 maturation factor of ABCE1
Exons: 5
Coding region: 159-617 (152 amino acids)
Source: RefSeq, a predicted model, not a curated record